AUGGAGGCGCUUGUGGAAGGUGGGGAGCAGUUCGUAGAGGAUGCAGAUUCGAUUGAUUACACUAUGGAGGCGCUUACCUCGAGCGGGUACUCCAAAAAGACGGUCGAGAAGGUUGUCAUGGCCAAGUUCACUAUAGAACAGUUCUACACCAACUUCUUUCGUUCGCUCAAGGACCGCAACGACAGGCGCAAGGCGCUCGAUCAGGAGAUGGUGCAAGCGGGCUUGCCCGACGCGAAGAAGGUGAAGAAGAGGCAAAAGCUCGAGCGCGGCUUUAUCAGGAUGCGCCGCCUUCGCCUCUCGCCGCAAGCUUUCCACACGGUGGCUGUCAUCGGUCGUGGCGCCUUUGGAGAGGUUCGUUUGGUCAAGAUGAAGGGCACCGACUACCUGUUCGCCAUGAAGAAGCUCAAGAAAUCGGAGAUGAUCGAGAAGGAGCAGUUGCAAGCGCGCUUACACCGUCUCGCCAUCACGAUCUUGUUUGGUCAGGUCAAGCAUGUGCGCGCCGAACGGGACGCUCUCGUCGACAUUCGCAACCCGUGGGUCGUUGCCCUGCACUAUUCGUUCCAGGACAUGGACUACCUGUACUUGAUCAUGGAGUACGUUCCCGGCGGCGACAUGAUGACCAUCCUCAUGAAGUUUGACACCUUCACCGAGGAGCAGACCAAGCACGUCCGCCUCGCUCUUGGAUUCUACAUUGCCGAGACCGUGCUGGCCAUUGAGUCGAUCCACAAGAUGGGGUACAUCCACCGGGACAUCAAGCCCGACAACCUCCUGCUGGACAACAACGGACACAUCAAGCUGAGCGACUUUGGUCUCUGCACGGGUCUGCAGACAACGCGAUUCAAGUCGCUCUACAACAGGCUCAUUGGCGAAACGACUGAACUCAAGAAGACCGACACCCUGCGCAAGUCACGGAGGGAGAAGAUGAACACGUGGAAAGAGAAGAGGCGAGGCGGAUGCAUCUCUUCGAUGGUGGGCACGCCAGAUUACAUCGCGCCCGAAGUGUUCCUUCAGAGCUACGGCCAGGAGUGCGACUGGUGGUCCGUGGGCGUCAUCAUGUUCGAGAUGCUCUGCGGCUACCCGCCCUUCUGUUCGGACACUCCGUCGGACACCUAUCGUAAGAUCAUGAACUGGGAGGAUACCCUCCAGUUCCCCGAGGAGGUCGAUCUCAGCGACGAAGCUCAGGACCUCAUCAUCAAUCUCUGUUGCGAACAGUCCAAACGUCUGAAGGUGGAACAGAUCAAGCAGCAUCCGUUCUUUGAUGGCGUGGAUUGGGACGCGCUGAGAAGCCUUCACGCGGCCCCAUUCGUUCCCAGGAUCGAUCACCCCGAGGACGUGUCCAACUUCGACAAGUUCGACGAACUGCUAGAGGAGGACAGCGAGGGGCGUUCGUUUACGAACAAGGUGUAUUCGCACAAGGACCUGUUCUGGUACGGGUGGACCUACAAGAACGAGGACGCCAUGCACAUGUUCGACGGCAAGAACGGCAGGAAGUGA
Messenger RNA from Acanthamoeba castellanii str. Neff, 1494 nucleotides. RefSeq names its product protein serine/threonine kinase. The transcript is spliced from 13 exons. Gene Ontology annotation, biological process: intracellular signal transduction; peptidyl-serine phosphorylation. The coding region runs from base 1 to 1494 and encodes 497 amino acids. The record is from RefSeq and is a predicted model, not a curated record. Gene Ontology annotation, molecular function: ATP binding; protein serine/threonine kinase activity. NCBI's taxonomy places the organism in Eukaryota, Discosea, Longamoebia, Acanthamoebidae.